This is a messenger RNA of Pelobates cultripes (western spadefoot toad), 18183 nucleotides long. The record is from the annotation of a GenBank genome assembly. Lineage: Eukaryota; Metazoa; Chordata; Amphibia; Anura; Pelobatidae.
UUAAACUAUUCAAAUCAAGCUGUGAUAUACAGCAAAGACAGACAAUGGCAAGCACUUGGAUUCACAUCAUUAUUUUAGGAAGUUGUUUGCUUGUCACACAACUAAAUGGUAAGUAAAAUAUUAUGUAUUGGUAAUGUUUAUUUAUCAACUAAAUUCUAGUGGGGUUUUUUAAGUUUCUCCUUUCAUAUUCAAUUUGUGUUCACGAUUAUUUUAAAUUAUUGGCAAAAAAUAGCUAAAUUGAUAAAAAUCUCCUGGUCAGCUAUUUUGGCCCAAUAUAUAUAUAUCAAUAAAUUUGAAAUAAUUCUGAAUUUCUGACAAUUCACACUUUAGUGGAUAGCUGUGCCUAACUCGGUUAGCUUUAAUUAUUAUUCUUUGUAACUUGAACUUUUUGUUGCUGAAACUACGUAUUAUCUGUCCGCAAAGAUACAUUGAAAGGAUCUGGAAGUAACGCUGCUGACUGUUUUUUCACCAUCCUUUUUAAUUCAUUCAGAGUUAUCUACUAACAGUGUUAUACAGUAAAGGGAUAAUCAAAAGUUGUUAAGUUGAAAUUCACUUUGAAUUCUCACUUUGGAAUAACCCCUUUAAAUCCCAAUAAUUCUCACUUCAGCGAAUAAACCGGACUGUGUAGUAGAAUUUACCUGGUGUGUUUCCAGCAAUAGUGUAAUACCAUUGAAUGUACAAAGUGAUUCAAAAGAAGCAUAUAGUAAAUAAAUUACAACAAAAUUGUUUCUCUCCUAUAAUGUGAAUUAUGCAGCACGUUUUAGGCUCCACUAAUCAUUGAAUUCACUUGAUUAACUGCAUCCCAUGAAAUCAAUACAAUACGAAUGUUACAUAUCUAUCACUGAUUUCUAGGGAAAGAUGCUGCAUACGCAUAGAUGUAAUAACAAUAAUAAAAUCAUACAGACAAAAGAAAAAGUAGACUGCAAAUUUACAAAAAAAAUACUCAACACAAACAUUAGAACACAAACAUGAAAAAAAUUAUUGCACAGUUUCUCUUGAGUGCCAUUUUCCAUUUUGGGAGAGGAAUAAUAGACAGAUGACUGUGGCUUUCAAAUGUCAUAUGAAUAUUUUGGAAAAAACAAACCAGAAAAACCACAAAAUGUAUGUUGCUUAUCACACAGCAUUCUAAUGUCCUUUAGCACGUGUUUGCAUAACUAUUUUUAAACUGGCAUGAGUCAUGUCUCUUAAAGAAAAUAACCAAGUAAAAUCCUUAAUUCAUUGGCCAGUCUUACAGUAUAAUGCAUGUCUAUGCCUUCUAUAAUUGAUUUCCAAUAGUUAACAGUCUGACGGUAGGCUAUUUCUAUUUCACUUGAUAUUCUUUCUGCUGCACACCUUUAUUUAUAACAGAAUAUAACCUCAAUAAAAUUAAGAUAAUUGGCAAAUGAAUCACACGUGAUUGGACAAAAUAGAUGAAUGGGUAAAGUUUAACAUUUGUUAUUUAUUUAAUAUGAACUUAUUUUACAUUCGUUCUUUAACAUUUGUACAAUGCAACAAUUCUUAGUAUACAGGAAGCAGACAAGUUACUAAGUAAUAGUGAACAGAUAAAGCUUACAUAAAAAUUAUGGGUGUGAUCAGAUAAUUGAGAACCCUCCAAAGUAUACAGGCACCCCAAAUCAGGGAAAUAAUAUUCAAGGAAUAUCAAGCAAAGUCCAAAUACAGUACCAAUACAUUACUAUAUAGUUUAUAGACAAUAAUGUAUGACAGAAUAUAUAAACAGAAUGAUCACAGAUGAAUAAAAAAACACUAACUUGGCUUGUGCUAUUUUUCACACUUCUCAUUGGUGUCUAUGUGGAAAAUGAGAUGCAAUAUAUUGAUCUCUUUUAUUCAAUCUAAAAUCUUUAAGAGAUCUAUGGCAAAAUACCUCAGCACAGAAUGCACCUGUCAUGGUUGAAUAUAUUUAUCACCUGUUAUGUGUUAAAUUUAUAUGUGUGUGUGUGUGUGUAUAUAUAUAUAUAUAUAUAUAUAUAUAUAUAUAUAUUGUAUAUUUGUAAUAUUGUACCCUAUUGUAACAAUACAAUGUUUUGUAGACCCAGGACAUACUUGAAAACGAGAGAAAUUUUAAUGUAUCAAUCCUGGUAAAAUAUUUUGUAAAUAAAUAAAUAUAUCAGAGAUAGCUAUAACAGUUGUCCCAGUGACUUUUUUUUAGGAAAACUUCUACUGAAUUACAACAGAUAAGAUUAUCUCUUCAUAUGACCUACUGGUUUUCCUAGUGAAUAAAACCACCAAGUAUUACAACAGAACGCCAUACCUUUUAGAGUUGGAAUUAAAAUGUGAAUAUUAGCAUUAAGGGUAUCAAUGAGAGGUCCACAUUAGAGUUCAUGCUUAGUAAUUAGAGAUAGAGAUUAGGACUAGUAAUUAGGGUUAGUAAUACGUUUAGGCUUAAAGUAUUCUAAGGCAAUAUAUGCAAAAUGUAAGGGUAACCCUUUUCGCAUAUUAAACAUACUGAGAAAUACAUAUAUAAAUUGGAUUUUCUCAGAAUAAAAAUAAUGAAGUUUGGCCAGUCAUUUAUCAUCUUUAGGGCUAAAUUUUAUGAAAGACAGUAAAAUAUGUAAAAACAGGUGUGCCAUUUUCUCCUACAUUGUUACCUUAUCCUGCUUCAGGGGUUAAUAAAAGGGCAAAAGCUAUAGACAUUCAGUGGAUUUAGAGUUACUGGUGAGUUUUCCAAUGCAUUGAUUAAUUAAACAUGUAACCAGCAGUGGGAAUACCAGUAGUGCAGGGGGUCUGGCCACCCUAUUAUGGAGGGACAGUCCACUAUUUUGGCCUUAAAUUCCCCUUUCACUCUUUUCUGUCUUGUUCCUCUUUUGAAUGAGCUGGUGUUCUUGGUGUGUCCGAGUGUAUACCAGUGCUCCAUGGCAAUAAUACUCACAGUAAUAUGACUGUAAAUGACAAUAAAUAUGUUUAAAAAAUUAGUCUAUGUAAAAGAUAUGUAUUAUUUUGUUCUAAAUUAGUUGGAUAAAUAGGUAAUAGUUUGACCUUGUAAAAAAAAAAGUGUUUUACUUAACUUUUCUCCUUCGUAGCGCCAGUCUCUGCAAAAGGCACUUAAACACUGCAGUGAAAACUUUGCAAUGUAAAAAAACAGGUGUGAAGGGGGCAUAGAACCAAGACCACUUCAUCUCUGGGUGUCUAUAGUGUCCAUAUGCAUUUUUAUACAGUUGAUCGACCUUUAUACCAUUAUAUCCAGUUUGGCUAUGAUUUGGUUCACUGGUUCCGUACUAUUCUGAUUGUCCCUACAUAGUUAAUUUGAGCAAUUCAUCAACCUCAAACAUUUUUUUGUCCAAUGUGAGUUUCACAAAGUUCAGUGUUUUCCCCCUUAAACUCCCCCAUCUAGAUAAGCCCCUUUGCUUUCCUUUCAUGGCUUUAGGAUGGAUUUCAUCCAAAUCUUCCAUUCCCUCUCUCACACCUGAAAAUUCUAACAUCUAUUAGACCAUGUCUUUCUGCCUCUCUGAUAUGGUUUCCUAGAUCCCAUCAUGCUUCCAGAAGUGUUUCCUUCUAGGUGCAUUCGCGGUAGGAUGGCAAAUGAUAGAAUUUCAAAUUGUAACUCACAAGCUUACAAAAAAAACAAAUGACGUAAAGACAGCAAAAUGAUAGACAGCAACAUUAUGUAUAGUAAUAAAAUAAUACAAUCUGAAAAAAGACUCAACCUUUCAUACAUCUCUCUUACAGCUGUUGAUGAAGAAGAAGGUGAGAAACCUCAUUUUAUUUCACAAUUGGAAAAAAAAUCAUUCUUAACUACAAAAUUGAAAGCUGAGAUCUACUUCGAUUAACAAGUGGUUACCACAUAUUAACUAUUAUAUUCUGAAAUAAUAAAUUUUUCCAGAAAUGUCGAGACAAAUAGAAUAAGUGUUGAAUGUUUGGUAUUGUAAAUUAGAGUUUGGCACAGGGAAUUAGGGCCUGAAAUCAGGCAUUAAUCAUAUGGGUUAAGAAUAUGUGGCUAGGCAUCAGUACUAGUCCUUAGGAGGUAAACUGUAAGUACCUGAUAAAGACAAAGAUGCCCAAGGUGCACAAGCAUGUGAGUGUUACGGGUGACUUCCCCAUCUCGAGGGACUAUCUUCAAUAAGUGAAAGAUCGGUUGGAAGAGAUGACUUUGACACCAGCUCCAUUCAGAAAUCUGGUAAGUAACAUAUACAUCUUAUAGUAACUACAUCUUAAUGUUAUAUUAUAACUUAAUGUUAUAUUAUAUUAAAGGGCAGUCUAGUUAUGGUGUCAGAAGUCCUCUGGCACUGUCCCACUAUAAACUGUCAAGUCAUUUCCGGUUUCACUUAUUUGGGUCACCUGGGUUCCUGCAGUAACACCGCCUUUUCUGAUACAUCUUAAGCAAAUGUUCCUCUUCCACAAUAGAUAUAUCACUAUCUAGGCAAAAUUAAUUCAUUCUUAGCCAAUGGAUUGAAGUCAGCAAUGCAGAAAUAGUGAACCAUAUUGGCAAUAUCAGAAAAGGAAACUGACUACAGAGCAUUUGACAAUGUUUUGACUACCUACUAUGGGAUGGUACCAGGUGGCUCUUGGCAACUUCAGCAGAGUGUAUGGUGCAGAGUGUAUGGUGCCAAGAUCACCUCUUAAACCUAUAGAAUAUUAUACGUUGUGUGCCGUUGUUAAAAGUAUUAUUUAAUACUAGGGUAACAUAGAUCUGUAUGAGGUAUCAUUCAUAUGUGAAGAUUGUAGUGAGCGGUACUAAGGUGUAUCUAUCAAACUAAUGAUUAUAUAAUCUUAAAGGACUACUCCACACCCCAAAAGCACUUCAGCUUGCUGAAAUGCAUUAUAGGUGAGGAGUACCCUAGUUUAACCCCAGUUUAUAAAAGUGCCGAUUUCGAUGAGAAAUCCUCUGAUUAUUUCUGAUUAUUUUGAUGAGAAAUCCUCUGGUUAUUUCCCCCUGAAGAGACUGAAAGUCUCUUCUAGGAAAACAUGGGAGGGCUUACAAAGGCUGCAGUCAUAAAAACUGCAGCUUUUGUAAGCUCUUUAAGACUAUACUUCCAAUGAAUACAUCCAUAAAAAUAUGCAUGCAUGUAUUCAUUGGGGUAUAUCUACCAAACAGUAUUUUUUUGUUUGUUUUUUAUGUGUGGAGUGGUCUUUAAAGAAGCAUGUAGGAAAAUGUGAAAUGCAUGUAACAGAAAAAAUAUAUAGUUAUGUGGUACUAUAAAAGUUUAUUGAAAAUUAGGAUGCCAGGCAAAUUGAUUUAUUUUCAUUGAUGCUUUGCAACAGCACAUAGCAACCAUUGCAUUUGCAAUAGCUAUGUGUUAAUAGCUAUUUAUAUAAAGUCACACAUGCUUAAACAUAAAUAAUGGAUUGAUUACAAGCUAGUUACAUUUAUUCAUUAUUUCUUAUAUUGCACUUUAGCUGAAGAAUCACCAUACCCCUGCAGGAAGAUAGAAAGUCUCAAUGGUUUUGGGAAUCCUUGUAUUGGAUACAGCAGCCCUCACUUAUUCGUUGUGUUAUAGAGAGCGCCUCUUACUUUCUGUUUCUAUAAUUACAUAGCCUUCCUCACAUUUGGUUUUUGCUGUUAAUCCAAAAGAAGACAAAAAAAACCAGUUUGAAGCACUUCCAAUUUUGCAACAAGCUAGGAAAAAAAUGCCUUCUUGACCCCAGAAUGGCAGUCAGAUUUAUCACUCUGCUUUUUAGUAGCAUUUUGACUUUUUAACUUUUGACAUUUAAAAAAAAAAAAAGUUAUAGAAAAUACCAGGUUUGCAGCUGUCACUGUUUUUUUUAGAAAUGCAGCAACAGAUAAUAUCUUCAUUCUAACCCCAAACGUGCAUCCUACUCCCUUAGCUGUGAAAAUCCCCAACGCUCUAAAAAAUGGAAAGUGCAGCUUUAUAUUUUGCAGUUUUGUAUUACUAAUGUAAACAUGUACUUAGGUGAUUUCAUUUGUGAAAUACUUAUGAAUCAUCUACCUUUAUAAUCAGCUUUCAUGCUCAGCCCUUUUGAAAAUGUGACAAUUAUUUAACAGAUUGAUCAUUCAGGACUGGAGUCUGUUAGAAGAGUCAAUCUUAAAGGAAUACUAUAGGGUCAGCAACACAAAUCUGACUCUAUAGUGUUAAAACCACUUUUAGGUGGCUUACUCCAUCUUGCCCCCUUAAAAGGUAAAAAACUUACCUUAUUUCCACCACUGGUGAGAUCACCAAGGAGGCUGGGUGGGGUUGGGGGCAAACUGUAGCAUGUCAAAUAAGCACUGCCCCAGGAAGCACCUGCAGUGCUUUAUCGUUGAAAAAGCAGUUUUUACAGCAAAAAGACUGAAGGUACAGGCUAUACUCACCAGAAUAACUACAUUAAGCUGUAGUUGUUCUGGUGACUAUAGUGUCCCAUUAACAUUGGAAACUACAUAGCAUUUAUCCUCAUUUACACACAUGCGGCAAUUUUGAUUCAAUAACCAGAGAUAUGCCUGUUUCUUAAAGGGACAUUCCACUGCCCAAAUAAAAAAACAACACAAAACACUGUUUUGUAUAUAUAUCCCCAAUGAAAACAUAUUGCAUUUAAUUAUGCAUUUUUCCAUUGGGGUAUAUCUAAAAGAAGCUCAAGGAGAAGUCUUUGAAAAAAACAGGUUCUGCUCCACUGAGCUACUCAACAAGAAAGUAACGGUUGCCUGAUUGACAACCAGGGGGCAUUACAAGGUUAAUCUAUAAAAGUUCCAAUAUCUAUUGAAAUCUGCACUUUUUGUAAAAUGGAAAAAAGAAGACACAUUCGAGACCACUAAAGCACUUCAGCUUGCUGAAGUUCUUCAUGUGUGAGGAGUGUGCCUUUAAGUCAAUUCAAACCUAUAGAAUAAUCAAAUAAUAAAAAGCCAAAUGAUCGAGGUCUAGAUUAUAGCCUGCUCCUCUAUUAUUUGUCUUUUUAUUAUAUAAUCAAUAAUUUUAACCUUCUAAUUUUUGAUAUUUUCUAAAAGGUUCCAGAUUUGCAGCUGUCACUAUUAUCAGAAACAAAAGAUUGUCAGGAUUACUGAAAAUCAAGCUGAUUAGUGAUUUUAUCCAGUUUGGCUAUGCGACUCUUAAAGUUCAAAUUCCGUUUGAAUUGAGCUUGAGUUCUCUCUUUAAUAACCCUGUAUAUUUUAGUUCUAACCACAAACAUGUUAAGUUGAUCCUACAAGUGAAAUAAUAAAUAACAUUUUAUCAUUUCUCUUUGUUCUCAGCUUUCAUCAUAAAUCCUCCUGAAAAUGUGACAAUUCAAUGGCACGAAAAUGACAUCACUAUUUAUUGCAAGAAUCCAGAUAUUGAUUACCUGAGUAUAUGCUAUGAAAUGAAAAUGAGGUUCAAAAGCAGCAAUACAAAUCAUUGGGAGGUCAGUAUAUUUAUUGCUAUAUUGAUUUAGAAAGCACGUGAAAAUUAAUAUGUCAAUAAUGUUCAAUAACCACAUGCAUAGUAGUGUGGAUUUUAAAACCAUUUCUUAUUGUAUAUUGUUAACUGAGGUAGCCAUUCUUCACAUGGCCAGCAUUGUUCUAUGUGUCAAUUGAUCUAUUAGUUUCUGGAAAAACUGGCAUAUUUGUAAAAUUAUUUUUAAAGAGAAUUCAGAUAUGAUAUGCACGCUAUUUUACACAAUGGAAUGCAGGAUUUAAGUUAAAAAGUCGUUAGUUCCAGUGAGUUUGCCAAUGUACAUACAGAGUUUGCACAGUUGUAGGAGAAACAUGAUGGACAAAUGGCUUAAGUGAAAAACUAUAGCUGCAAACAGCAAAACAUUGUAGUCAUAAUGCUGCCAGCCAUAUGAAAAAAACACAGCAUCUCAAAGAUGGCCCUUUUCUUCUAUUGCCCUAUUUAUUUAUUUAUAAAAUAUUUUACCAGGAAAGAUAUAUUGAGAUUUCUCUCGUUUUCAAGUAUGUCCUGGAUCCACAAAACAUUGCAUUGAUACAAUAGGGUACAAUAAAAUACAAAAAAAGUAUUAAUACACAAUAUAUACAACAUUUAACAUGUAGGAAAUUUAUAAUCAACCAUGACACGUGCAUUCUGUUUUGAGGUGUGUAGAGAGGGAUCUCUUACAGGACUUUAGACAUGGGGAAGAUUUUAAAGUGUGCGGGAGGUCGUUCCACAAUUGCGGUGCUCUGUAGGAGAAGGAGGAUCGGGGCGCUUUCUUUUUGUAUUGAGGUAGACUAAAUAAAGUGCUGGUACUGGAUCGGAGGUUGUAGGAGGUGGGAACAGCCUGGGAGAGCAUUUUGUUCAGGUAGGGUGGGAGUUUCCCAGAAAAGCUGUUAACCCCUUAAGGACCAAACUUCUGGAAUAAAAGGGAAUCAUGACAUGUCACACAUGUCAUGUGUCCUUAAGGGGUUAAACACAAGGCUGGAAAGAUGAAGGGUGCGUCUGGAUUCCAGCGACAGCCAGUUUAGUUCUUUUAGCAUGUCACAAUGGUGGGUCCUGUUAUUACAUUGUAUGGCAAAUCGGCAGAACGAGUUAUACAAUAUUUUGAGUUUAUUAAUGUGGGAUUGCGGUGCAGGUGCAUAUACUACAUCCCCAUAACCAAUGAUUGGCAUCAGCAUUUGCUGUGCAAUCUUUCCUUUACUGUAGGGCUUAGGCAGGAUUUGUUUCUGUACAGGGCACCUAGUUUUGGAUAAGGUUUAGAUGCAAGCUUUUCUAUGUGGAGGCCAAAAGAUAGAUUGGGGUCUAACAACAUACCCAAGUAUUUGAACAACAUGUGGGAGGUGAGGAGAAAACUGAUAAGGAAACAGCAAAUGGUUUGUACCCAAUCCUCCAAAUAUUGUGUAUAGGAUGGAGACAAUAUAUAUCCAUUAGGGGUCUGAUAAAUCUCCUGAGUAAUUAAGUCAAGGGUUAUAAAAUAUUGAAAUGGGCUAAGUGGUCCCUAAACCCCAAGACCAAAAGAAUGCUUCUGUGCCAAAAAGUUAGAGAUUCCACUAAUGCCCAAAUGCUCUGACCAUGACAAUAUCCUCACCAUUUCCUAAUUAAGACCAGGGGAUUCCCAGUUGAAAGAUUUUGGCAUAUACAUGUAAAACAUAAUUCAUUAAAGGACUACUAUAGGCACCCAGACCCCUAGUUUUAAACACUGCAGCUGAAAAAAAAUCCCUGACAGCCACUAGAGGUGCUUCCGCAAUUUACACUGAGUAAAUCGCACUUAUUUGAAGCUGGACGUCCUCACGGACCUUCAGCGUAAAACAAGAUCCCCAUAGGAUGCGGGUUCGGCUCCAUUGGGGUUGACGUCGAUGGAGGAGGAGAGGUCACCAGCGCCGAGAGACCAUUAACAAUUUAUUCACCACGGAAGGGGCAUAUUUGUAUUCCUAAAGCUAUAGUGUUCCUUUAAUCUUAUAACUGAUUUAUGUUUUUAUUUAAUGACAAUCCAGAUUGAGAAUCAGAACUCACUAAACAUUUGCUUGUUGAUGACUCAUAGUGAGUAGCUGGUUAUGAAACAUUUCCUUUCUGAACAUGACUAGAAUGUUAAUUUAGUAGUACGCACUACACUUAACUGAUAUUAUAGAUCUAGACUAUGAUAAUGAUAAGCAAGUAGACAAGCACUAAUAGAGAUAAAAAAACAGCACACAGCAAUAAUAGAACUCUAUAAUGUCAUGGAUGAUAAGCAACAUUGCUAACACUAAAAAUUGCUAACACACGGAAGGAACUACAAUCACUGCUAGUGUCUCUCCAUUUUAAAAUGAGAAUCAUACCCCAAGCUUGUUCAUUUAACUGUAGGCUGUUAUGUCUUUUACAUGGACUUCCAGAUGAUGGUAGUCGGAUCACUCUCAACUCAUAAACCAGGGCAGACAUUACCAUGUGGCAAUUAUUUCUAACCACAUGAAACGGUAGAUCAAUGUUUAUCCCCCCUAUCUCCGAUAACCCUCCUAUGUAGUCUGGACAUAUGGAGCUGUCACCUAAGGCUAUGCAGCUAUAUACUAAAGCGAGUGGGUCCUAUCUCAAUGGCCCCCUGAAACCUCCCAAUUAGAACAUUUCUCAAAUGCCUUAAUUUUGUUUUCUUUAUUUAAUUCCUUAAUUUUCCUCUAUUUGAAAAUUUUCCCCUAGUAGUGGCAGCAUCUGUUUGGGGACAUUUGUGGAAAGGGCAAGCAGUCAGGUACUUUACUGAUAAUAAAGUAGCUUGCCACAUUAUAAAUAAAGGAAAGUCACAAUCCGUUACUAUAAUGAAACUAGUCAGGAAAUUAACUUGGUUAGCGGCUAUAUUCCAGUUCUUACAUAGAAUGUAUACAUGUUCCUGGAGUUUGUGAAACUGCUGCUAAUGUUUUAUCGCGUUCUAAAUUCCAGACAUUUUCCAAGUUCAUCCUCAUGGUCCAUUCAGAAGGACUUUUUAAUUUGCUUUAUUUCAUUUUGUGUGGUAUAUUACAAUACAUAUUGUUUUUACCCUUAAAAUUUUAUGUUUUUUAUUUUUUUAUCCUGCAUUUAUUAUAUAAUUUUAAAGGAGCCUCUCCAGGGACACACACACAAUUACAGGCAAACAGCCACACACAUAAAGCCACACAUACAGUCUUACACACACACACAGACUUACAUGCAGACAGACAGACAGACAUACACACACACACAUAGGCAGGCAGCCACACACACACACACACACACACACACACAGAGGCAGACAGUCACACACACAUACAGGCAGAAAGUCACACACACACACACAGACAGUCAGUCACAUAGACACACAGUCAAACUCACAUGCGCGGUGACUGCUGCAAGUGCCUUAGAUCCUACCCAUGGGAAAGCAUUACCUCUGGAAGACAGCCACUAGAGGCAAUCUUAGUCUUGGAAAGUAAUCAUUGCAGUUUUGCAAAAGCUGCACUGUUUUACAGGACUAUGGGCAACAGAGACACUGCAUCCUGACUAUUUCAAUGAUAUGAAAUGGUCAAGGUGUCAAAAAUGCACCUUGUUAAAAAGCACCUUUAGUGAAGUAUACAUAGUUUCUUAAAAUGCCACAAGUGUUUAAAAUAAUGUCAAUAAAUGGGCCUAAUGCCCACCUUCUCAAUUACACCAAGCAUAUCUGUAUUACGAGAAAACAUGGGCUGUUGUUGCUAUGUGAAAAUAAUGUAUACUCCCCAUUUGCUAGAAUGUCACCUUAAAGUUUGACCUACAAAGGAUGUAAUAGAAUAUGCAAAUAGGUAGAGUAGCUUCUGUUUACAGUCUCUAUGCAUUAGGUAAAGACAAAUUCAAUGGAGCAGUGGCAUAAGAACAAAUUCAUAUAUAGGGUUAAAACCAGUGCUGGAGCAAAUAGAAAGGGAGGUGAAUUUUGUAGGCUAUAAUUUGCUUAGCAUUGCUUUUCAACACUCAAAAAAUUUAAACAUACAGAAUUAUGAGAAAGGACUGGUUUAGGUACAUAUAAUUUCAGUGUGAAUUUAUGUGAUGGUUUAACAUGUUGCACCUUCUAAUACAUUAAAUUUUUUUCCUCCAUGUUUCUGUGUAUUUGAUUGAAAAGAAAUCUAUAGUUUCUUUAGAAUGCAUGGGAUUCAUACCUUUUUACUGUACAUUUGACGGUAUAAACCUGGAUCCAGAAAAAUGCUAUCUAAUCGAAUUACAAUUCCUCGGAUUACGUCAUUGUUUUAAUGAAGACAUUGAAAGUGUAUGGGGUCCAAACAUCUCCUUAGUAAAAGGAAUGGACUCAGGUAAGAUUUAAUGAUUUAUUGUUGGCAAUGUAAAUUUUUCAUGUUUAACCUCUAAUAUCAAUUUUUCCAAAUAUUAUUAAAUAUUGUUAUUUAAAUAUUAAAUUGAAAAGCUUAUCCCUAAAUAUUAAAUGAAGACUUAGUUCACAAAUUGCUCAUAAUUCUCUUUCUGCAUGCUUAAAUUGAAAAGCUUAUCCCUAAAUAUUAAAUGAAGACUUAGUUCACAAAUUGCUCAUAAUUCUCUUUCUGCAUGCUUAGGGCAGGAUUUCCUAAAUAAAUGCCCGUGGAUUCUAGUUUUGUUAUUUUACAUUAGUGCAACAACACACAGUAAAGUUAGACUGAACUGCACGUGAAGAAAUCAAAUUGAAGAGCAUGUCAGUUAAAAAUCAAAUAUAGUAUAGUUUAAUUCUAACCAAUUCAUUCAAGCUCAAAUGAUUUGAACAGAUGCUCAAAGCAACACAACCUCUACAAUGGACUAUAAUUGUAACUGAUUGUAAUACUCUAACAUUACCCAAACUGUAACUAUAACUGAGUUGGAAUUAUUUUCUUGAUCAUUUUUUUUUCAUACAUUUCAGAUUUUAGUCCAAGCACGUUUUAGUAUUUAAUAACCAUGGAUGACUGGAUGAGCAUUAUGCGCAAAUUUUGUUCACAGCUGUUUAAGGAAUUAGUGUUAAAUGCAUACAUUGUAUAUCUUACAAGUGUUUGCAAAGGCUGCAGUUCUUAUGAACUGCCACCUUUGUAAGCCCUCCCCUUUUUUCCUUGAAGACAAUUUCAGUCUCUUCACAAGGAAAUAACCAAUCGGCGGCUCCUGUGCGCGCAUGCCUGUCUACAACAGAGGAGCUGCUCUGAGGUCUGUGAAGGAGGGGGAGGCAAGUAGAGCGUGGCUGCUACUUCCGUUAGCUUAGACCUUUCAGUCUAAAAGAAAUCAGCACUUUUAUAAACUGGGGUUAAGCUAGGCUACUCCUCACCCAUAAAGCACUUAAGCAAGUUGAAGUGCUUUUGGUGUGUGGAGUGGUCCUUUAAUCCCUUAAGAACUGAGCCAAAUGUACACGUUGUGAUCAAAACAAAACGUAAACAAAAACUUGAAUUUGCGCUUAAUGUCUGUUCAGGCGUAAUUCACCUUUUAUUUAAAAUACAGUUAGAACGAAAUUACACAUGUAUAUAUAUUUUUUAUUUAUUCAUUUUUUAUUAUUUUUUAAUUUUAUUUUUUUACGUAUUUACAUAUUUAUUUUUUAUUAUAUAUAAAUAUAUAUAUAUGUAUAUAUAUAUAUAUAUAUAUAUAUAUAUAUAUAUAUAUAUAUAUAUAUAUAUAAUGAAAAUGAUAUAUAUAUUUAAUCAAUAUCAUUGUACGUGUAUUUUAGAGCCGGUUCCUUAAGGACGGCGUAGAACGCCUGCCGUCCUUAAGGGGUUAACAAUGACACUUCAGAAGUCUGUGGACAAAUUUUUCACUCUAAACCAGUAUUCUUAGAGCUGGUUGAGCAAAAUGAAAAUGUAAUCCACAAACACUGAUCCUCCUCACCAUCUUUCUGUCUGUGUGUGUGUUUAUGUUUGUGACUGCAUAUGUAAUCUGUGAAUGUGACAGUUGGUGAAUGGUCGAAUGUGACUUGGCAGGUUAUUUGCUAUGUGAGGGUCAAGGGUGGUAGGUUAUUUGAUAUAUGACUGAGUGUGAUGAGUUAAUGGGACUGGAGUGGGUACCUGGAUGGGUGAUUGCAACUAGAUUGUGGUUUGCGAUUAAGUGACUAGUUUGGAGAAUGUGAUUUAAAGGUGAAUGCGGGUGAAUAUGUGAAAAGGUUGCAUAGCAAUAUGUGACAGGGUGGGUGAGGGAAGGUGGUAUGCAGGGCCAGCACAACCGUUAGGUGAACUAGGCAUUCACCUAGGGUUCCAGCCUGCUGGAGGCGCCCACCGGGAUAUUUCCUGGUGAGCUCCCCCUGUCCUAGGCUUCAGCGCUACGCGAGCGGCUCUUGAGCCGCCCCCUCCCCAGCGCCAGGCCGAUCCUCCAGGUGCCGAGAAUAGGGGCGCAGAGAGGAGACCUGUCAGGGCGCCCCUGAAGCUGUCCUUCAGUAUGGCAGAGCAGGCACCUGCUUACCCUCAUGGCAGGUGCCUACUCUGCCGAUAAAUGCCAGAGGAGAGGAGGCAGGCAGUGGCAAGGGAGGCUCUUCUUGCAGCUCCCCACUCCUCCCUCGCAUGCUGUCUGUGAUGUUGGGAGCCGGAAUAUGACGUUAUUCCAGCCCUAGCAUACUAGACAGCACUCUGGAGGAGUGAGGAGCUGCCUCACACUGGACCCCAGGGAGGUAGGGAGGCUGGUUGUCUGAGUCUGUGUGUUAGUGACUGUUUGACUGUGUUUGACUGUCAGUGAGUGUGUGUGUGUGUCUGUCAGUGAGUGAACGUAUGUAUGUCAGUGAGUGCCUGUGUGUGUAUGUCUGUCAGUGAGUGUGUGUGUGUGUUUGAUUGUCAGUGUGUGUGUCUGUCAGUGAGUGUUUGUCUGUGUGUGUGCAUGUCUGUCAGUAAGUGUGUGGGUGUCUGGCAAUGCGUGUGUAAGUGUUUGAUUGUCAGUGAGUGUCUGCCUGUGUGUGUGUGUGUCAGUGAGUGUAUGUAUGUCAGUGAGUGUCUGUGUGUGUAUGUCUGUCAGUGAGUGAGUGUAUGUCUGUCAGUGAGUUUCUGUGUGUGUGUAUGUCAGUGAGUGUUUGUGUCUGCCAGCGUGUGUCUGUCAUUGAGUGAGUGACAUAAGGGGGCGGCAAAAUGGAUCUUUGCCUAGGGUGGCAGAAAUCCUUGCACCGGUCCUGGUGGUAUGGCAUAUGUUUUACUUUGUAAAGUGAUAAAGCGAGUGGGUGUGCAUGAAGUGAAAGUGAGGAGGUAUGUAAAAGGGUGCGUGUAAAUUACUUGUCAGUGAGGGGGCAUGUGCAAAAUGGAUGUAAGUGGCUUGGAGGUGGGGAGCAAUGGGCAGUGUAAGUAUAAGAGCUUCUAAGUGGAUGAAAGUAAGUGACUGGGAUCUAGGGGGGUGUUGCAGGUUGGAUAUAAGUGACUGGGAGGUGGAAGUGUGCAGUGUGGGUGUAACUAGCCAGAAGAUAAGGGGCUUUGUUAGUGGGCAUUACUGAAUACAAGGUGUGGGUACAUGCAGAGUGUAAGUUACUGAAAGGUGGAGGGGAGUGGGAUUUGUAGGGUGGGUGUAAGUGACAAGAAUAUAGGGGUGUGUGUGUGAGAAGGAUUUGUGCAAAUGACUUGGAGGUGAGGAGUUAAUUCAUUAAAAGUGAGCAGGAGUGUAAUUAGGGUUUUUCUAAUUUAUACUAUUCACUCACCAUUUCUAUUCCCAUAGUCAGGGCCGCCAUCAGGGGGUGACAACCGUGACAGUUGUCACGGGCCCGGCGGCCCUGGGGGGCCCGGACUGCUCUGGCAGUCCUGGGCCCCCUUUCCCUUUCUGCACACAUAGAUAGCGAAUAUCGCGAUCUAUGUGUGCCGCCGCGGCCCCCCCGGCUCCCUGUUACCGCAGAGGGGGCCCAGGCAGCACAGGAGCAGCUUCUCCUCCUCUCUGCUCUCUUCUCAUAACUCUCGCGAGACCCGGUUACCAUGGCAACGCUCCGCGGGUCUCGCGAGAGUUAUUAGAAGAUUUGAAGCUGUGUGCUGCCUGGGCCCCCUCUGCGGUAACAGGGAGCAGGGGCACCCCCCCCCACCGGACCACCACGGAUGGAGUCUCCCCCCUCCCUGGAUACAGGUAAGCAGGGAGGGGGGAGAAACAUUUAAUUACAUCAAUAGAAAAUUAAUGUUAAAAUGCCCCUUCCUCCCCCUCCCCCCCCCAGAUCACACAUUUACACAACACACACUGCAUACACUAACACAACACACACACUGCAUACACUAACACACACACACUGCAUACACUAACACACACACACUGCAUACACUAAAACAACACACACUGCAUACACUACCACACCACACACUGCAUACACUAAAACAACACACACUGCAUACACUACCACACCACACACUGCAUACACUACCACACCACACACUGCAUACACUAACACAACACACACACACUGCAUACACUAACACAACACACACACACUGCAUACACUAACACAACACACACGCACUGCAUACACUAACACAACACACACACACACAUGCUGCAUCCACUAACACAACACACACACUGCAUCCGCUACACAUUAACACACACUCUGCAUCCGCUACACACUAACACACUCACUGCAUCCACUAUACUGACACACACUCUGCAUUCGCUACACAUUAAUACACUCUGCAUUCACUACACUAACACACACUCUGCAUCCGCUACACACUAACACACACUUUGCAUCCGCUACACACUAACCCACUCUCUGCAUUCACUACACAUUAACACACACACUCUGCAUUCACUACACUAACACACACACUCUGCAUCCGCUACACACUAACACAAUCUCUGCAUUCACUACACUAACACACACACUCUGCAUCCACUACACACUAACACAAUCUCUGCAUUCACUACACUAACACACACUCUGCAUCCGCUACACACUAACACACUCUCUGCAUUCACUACACUAACACACACUCUGCAUCCGCUACACACUAACACACUCUCUGCAUUCACUACACAUUAACACACUCUGCAUCCGCUACACACUAACACCACUCUCUGCAUUCACUACACAUUAACACACUCUGCAUCCGCUACACACUAACACAAUCUCUGCAUUCACUACACUAACACACACUCUGCAUCCGCUACACACUAACACACACUCUGCAUUCACUACACUAACACACAUUCACUACACACACACUGCAUUCACUACACUAACACACACUCUGCAUUCACUACACAUUAACACACACUCAUUCACUACAAAUUUACACACACUCUGCAUUCACUACAAAUUUACACACACUCUGCAUUCACUGCACUAACACACACACUACAUUCAUUACACUGACACACUCUGCAUUCACUACACACUAAUCUGCAUUCACUAAACUAUGCAUACACUAUGGAUUCACUAUACUGACACACAAUCUGCAUUCACUACACUAACAUACACUCUGCAUUAACUGUACACACAGCAUCCACUACACAAACAUCCUGUAUUCACAGUACACACACUACAUCCACCACACAUUGAAACACUCUGCAUUCACUAUACACAGACACUGCGUCUAAUACACGCACUACAUCCACUAAACACAUUUCAUCUAGUACAUACAAACACUACAUCCACUACACAAACACACACUACAUCACUGUACACACACUAUAUCCACUACUCAAACACACUCUGCGUUCACUAUACACACUGCAUCCGCUACACAAACACACACUCUGCAUUCACUGUACAAACAGUAUCUAAUACACACAAACACUACAUCCAUUACACAUAUUCUAAUUCACUUCCACUAUACACACCACAUUCAGUCCUGCAUCAUUGUCAGCGGACCAGGUAGGGCGUGUGCGGGCCCGGGAGGGAGGGAGGGGGGGGGCCCAAACCUGGUGUUUUGUCAGGGGCCCCAAAAUUUCUGAUGGCGGCCCUGCCCAUAGUGUGACUUGUAGCACCCAGUAGCCAUCUAAAAUAGGAUCUAAGACCUGCGUACAGUUCCCGUGGCAUGCUGCAUGGUAGCUAUUCUCUUGUAUCCCAAUCAGGGAAGAAGUGGUAUUCAUUGAUAAGGGGGUGAGAAGUAGGCAAGGCUGCAUUUUAAAGCAGCCCAAAUACUGUGCCUAUUUAUUGCAACUGCCUGCCUUUCAGUCUAUACAGUAGCUGCAAAGAAAAGUGCCAUGGAGCUGCUCUGUCACUAUACCUGGUGGCAGAACAGGCUAGUUGGUCUUUUUGCCAAUUCAGUUUCACCAGGUGCACCACUCUUAGCUCACUCUCUGCUUAGUGCAACCAUUUUUAAAUUCAGCAAAUCAAACUGCAGUGUGUGCAGGCAAAGCAUGUCAGGAUACAAAUUGGCAAUUGUUUUCGAGAUAAAAAUCAGCAUAACACACAUAUGGGCCCAUAGGAUGCCAGCAUUACCACUGAGAGAGGUGAUGAGCCUUUCCAACAGCUAUGCAAAAAAAAUAAAAAUACAAAUUCGCAAAAAUAACUGGACUAGGGGUAGCUCAGUUUACUGAUCCAAAUAAAUAUAGGGCAUAGGGGCAGAAUUUGCCAAAAUCUUCUGAGCCUAAUAAUGGAAUGAACAAUAUUUGCCAUAAAUAAGACCAGGGGUUUCCCAUGCCUUCAAUCUCAGAUAGUUAAAAAUAACCCCAGAUUACUUGAAAACCAUGUUCAUGAAUUUCUAUGGUUGUGUUUUGUUUAUUUAGCUGUUUUGUUUUUUUUUACAUUCUUUAUUUAUGCCAUAGUCAUGGAAAAUGCAUUGUAAAAGAAAGAUAAAUUAUGCAUCAAUUGAAAUAUGAGUGGCACAUAACACAGAAAAUUAUAAAUAACAGGGUUGCCUAUUUAGUUAUUAGUUGUAUUACUUAUUUCUGUUUAUGUCUCUUUGUUAGACACCUGUAUGAAGAAUGAAGAUAUUCGCAAAGAUUCUGUAUCUUACGGAUUUGCCAAUUUAUUAUAUAUUUCAUCAGCCCUUCUCUUAGUGGUAAUUUUCAUUACGUCACUUGCAUGUGCUACGAAAAGGUACGUGCUAGCUUUUUUUUUUUUUAAGCUAUAGAUAUACUACCC